GCUCCUGUCCCCGGGCCCCCAGCCCACCUCUCUCCAGCUGCCUACCACCUCCACCUGGAUGCCAUGCAACUGCCACCCUUUGACAUGUGGAAGGACUAUUUCAACCUGAGCCAGGUGGUGUUGGCACUGAUCCAGAGUCGGGGGCAAGGGCCGGAGGCCCAAAGGACCGGGGAGCCGAGACCUGGGCCCCAGCUGGAGCAGCAUCAGGGGCAGGGAGGGCAGGGGGCCAGCGGGGUCCCGGCCACCCUGUGCAACUUUUGCAAACACAAUGGAGAGUCUCGCCACGUGUACUCCUCGCACCAGCUGAAGACACCAGAGGGCGUGGUGGUGUGUCCCAUCCUGCGGCACUACGUGUGUCCCCUGUGCGGGGCCACGGGGGACCAGGCCCACACACUCAAGUAUUGUCCGCUAAACGGAGGCCAGCAGUCUCUCUACCGCCGCAGUGGGCGCAAUUCGGCCGGCCGCAAGGUCAAGCGCUGAGGACCAUCAGGUGCCCACCCCCUGCACCCCCCCCAGCCCUCCUGGUUCCAUCCUCC
Molecule: messenger RNA, 536 nt
Organism: Physeter macrocephalus (sperm whale)
Lineage: Eukaryota; Metazoa; Chordata; Mammalia; Artiodactyla; Physeteridae
Gene: NANOS2
Product: nanos C2HC-type zinc finger 2
Exons: 1
Coding region: 64-480 (138 amino acids)
Biological process (GO): oogenesis; negative regulation of translation
Cellular component (GO): perinuclear region of cytoplasm
Molecular function (GO): mRNA binding; zinc ion binding
Source: RefSeq, a predicted model, not a curated record